AUGCUUGAUUUAUCUUCUUUAAUUAGCUUUUUCGUGUUAGGAACUAUAGUAUGGGUCAUUUAUAAAAUAUAUAUUUGGCCAAUUUAUAUUACUCCUUUAAGAAAAAUUCCUGGUCCAUCAUCUGAAAAUCCAUUUUACGGAAACCUUAGAACAUUUUUGUUAGAAGAGAAUCCAGAUCUUAAAUGGAUACAAAAAUAUGGAAAUAUUGUAAAAUAUCAUGGAUUAUUUAAUCAGCCAACCCUCGUUAUCGCAGAUACGAAAUUAAUUCAAGAAAUAACAUUAAAUCAUGUUUAUGAUUAUAUAACACCUCCUAAAAUGCUGGCUGAUGGUAUUGCAAUUGCUGGUAGAGGUCUUGUAUUUGCGGAAGGAGAAGAUCAUAAAAGGCAGAGAAAAAUGAUGAAUCCAGCUUUCACUCAUAAUAACGUCAAAGUAAUUUAUACUUUAUUUAAACCUAGGAGAACUGAAUCUAAUAUUAAUCUUACUCCUUAUAUCUCAAAAGCUACCUUAGAUGUCAUUGGAAUAGUCGGAUUUAAUUACGAAUUUAAUUCAUUAACGUCUCCAAAUGAAUUAGCAAAGGCUUAUGAUUCUGUUACAAAUGUCCCACAACCUGCUUUACGCUUUGCCAUUAGUUUAUUAUCAAAUUAUGUGCCAUAUAUCAGAAAUAUUCCAAUAGACAUGAAUAGGAAAUUUAAAAGUGCAUGCGAAGUUAUUGACCGCGUAUCAAAGAAAUUGAUCAAAGAAAAAUAUAAUAAAGCCGAAAAAGGAGAAUUGAAAGGAAAAGAUUUGUUAUCUUUAUUAAUUAAUAUUAAUAAAACAUUACCCAUUGAAGAAAAAAUGACUGACGAAGAAUUAAAAUAUCAGAUUAUGACUUUUUUAGUUGCAGGACACGAAACAACAAGUAUAUCAACAUGUUGGACUUUAUAUUUCCUCGCACAUCAUACACAUGAGCAAGACUUAUUGCGUGAAGAAUUAGUUAAAGCCUUUCCUGAUAAAUCGAAUUUUAAUCCUACAUUUGAUGAAAUUAAUUCUUUGGAGUAUUUAAGUUGCUUAGUUAAAGAAACUUUAAGAUUAAAUUCUCCAGUAUCUCUUACUACCCGGACUAAUAUUAAGGAUAAAGUUUUUGGAGAUUAUGUAAUUCCAAAGGAUACUGUGAUUAUGGUUGCAAUUUCAGCGCUUCAUAAGUUACCUGAAAUUUGGGGCCCAACAGCUGCUGAAUUUGAUCCAAAAAGAUGGUUGGAUCCUUCAUUAACUAAAAAUGUAUCAAAUCUAAAUUAUUUACCUUUCCUUACUGGUACAAGAGCUUGUAUAGGCAACAAAGUAGCUUUAACCGAAUUUAAAGUAUUAUUAAGUAUGUUAAUUAGAAACUUCGUUUUUCAACAAAUAGAAGGAUUCCAAUUCAAAAAAAGAACUCUUACUGUGAAUAAACCUCACCCAUAUCUUGGAUUACUAGCUGUUUCUAAAGUUGAAGGUUGA
Rhizophagus irregularis DAOM 181602=DAOM 197198 is the source of this 1473-nucleotide messenger RNA. RefSeq lists its product as uncharacterized. NCBI's taxonomy places the organism in Eukaryota, Fungi, Glomeromycota, Glomeromycetes, Glomerales, Glomeraceae. Gene Ontology annotation, molecular function: oxidoreductase activity, acting on paired donors, with incorporation or reduction of molecular oxygen; iron ion binding; monooxygenase activity. The record is from RefSeq and is a predicted model, not a curated record.